AUGGAAUCAAAAAAGCUGAGUAAAAUAAUUGAACUGAUUUUUCUGUCCAUUGCUUGGUUAUCAGUGAUGGCCUGUUUAAUAAGAACAGAUUUUAAUUUCCCAUUUGCCUUUUUCUGCUAUUAUUUAUGGAUAUCAAGAGAUGACAAGGCCAAUUCUUUAAUGUUAAUGGUUUUGAACGGAAUCCUCAUUCUGGUGGACUUAAUUUGGCUCCUAUCAGUUGGAUCCAUUUGGACGGCAACUGAGAAAAACAAUCCUGUCUGGGGACACUUGCACGGUCUUCACGUCUUCGUUAUUUUCAUCAGCAUUGUAAAUGUCUUAUUGAAAGUGGGUGUUAUUGUAGCAAUUAAUUCUUACAGAGGAAAUCAAUCUUAAGUUGCUGGUUCAUUGUAAAAUCCUCAAUAGAGUGGUCUAAACGAUGUUUCUUAAAAUAGAUAAGUCCCCUACGGAUAAUAUUGAUCUAAUAAAAUCAUCCAAAAUUAUAUUAACUUCUAAUUUAACAGUAAAA
This is a messenger RNA of Paramecium tetraurelia, 505 nucleotides long. RefSeq lists its product as uncharacterized. Lineage: Eukaryota; Ciliophora; Oligohymenophorea; Peniculida; Parameciidae. The record is from RefSeq and is a predicted model, not a curated record. The transcript has 5 exons.